Alternaria alternata is the source of this 447-nucleotide messenger RNA. RefSeq lists its product as hypothetical. The record is from RefSeq and is a predicted model, not a curated record. The annotation marks the transcript as partial. The transcript has a single exon. Lineage: Eukaryota; Fungi; Ascomycota; Dothideomycetes; Pleosporales; Pleosporaceae.
AUGUGUCUCUACUGGAAGAAGUUGCACACAUGCAGCCACCUCUCUGACCGCCCCUACAUCGAGAUGUGCCGCACAGGCUUUCUUUCCAACACAGUGUGUCCCGACAUCAGCGAAGAUGACAAGCCCCGUCCGUCGCACUUCCCUUGCUACCCUUGCAUCAAGCUUGAGGCCCGCAUCGAGGCCGAAGCUCAGAUCCGAUUCGAGCAACACGAGUUUGCCAAAGCCUACGAAACUCGUGAGCGUGCCAUGAGAGAGAAGCAGGCAGCAGAACUGCGGGCCAAGGAGGAACGUGUUCGACGUGAGGCUCGUGACAGGGCGGCAAGAGAGCGAGAGGCAGAGCAGCGUAUGAAGCGCGAAAAAGAAGAGGCUGAGCGCAGGGCCAAGAAGGAGGGAGGUGCUUGGAUUGAGACCUCAGUUGGAAAGAAGCCCAAGAGCAAGAGAAGCGGC